AUGGUAAUAAAUAAUAAUAAAUUAUUGGCUUAUUGGCCGAUCACGUUGUUUUGGAGAGCGUUCGGUGUAUUCCCCGCAAACAUGCUGGACAACAACCGGAACAGUAACACGUUACUGCCGAUACUUUUCACCGUGCUGCUGUCAGCGUCGUGCGUUUACGUGUUGUUCGUCGGGCCGGCGGUCGUCUGCCGGAUCGGCGAUAAGUGCAGCAGCGAGUCGAUCAGGAUUCUGAAGGAAAUAUACCCAAACAUAGCGAACGUGACGUCGGUACUGUCGAGGAUCGUUCUGUCGUACUCGGUGACGAUGGGAUUCGAAAAGUACAGGGAGACUAUGGAGUGCUACGAGACGUAUUCGCCAACGACAGCGACUGAUGCCGGUCGAUACCGCGUGUUCACGGCCACAGCCGUGUGCGCGUGCUUACUGCUGGUCGUGCCAGUCAAUGUGCUGCGAUUGUGGAUGCUGUGGACGUCAGAUGGCGACGAUCCUGCGUUAAUGCAGGGGAUCGUCUUUUAUGUGUUCAUCUACAUCCAAAACGUGACCAUGUGUUGUUCGGAGACGCAAUUCGUACAGCAGUGUUUCAUGUUGUACUGCAAGUUGAAGACCGUCAACGACGACGUCGCUGUGCUAGGUAGUUCCGCGGGGUUAGCGAGUUUUUCGAGACACGCACGACACGCGAACGCUGCCGCAACACCCGAUGCACCCGACAUUGCAGUAGCUGUGAAGGAUACGUCGGACAGCGUCAUGGCGACGGCCGAUGCCGUCGAAACACUGCGGAUCAGACACUGGCUGCUACGCGAAUCCAUCAGCUGUUUGAACCGCCUGUUCGGCGUGCAGCUGGGCAUGUCGGUGUGCGCCCUAUGCGUGAUGUCAUUUUUCGACAUCUAUUACGAGACGUUUCAUGUGAUGGGCAAAUACGCCAUGUCUGGCCUCAUCAUGUACUGCUGGAUGCUGCACUACGCAGUGCGGUACAUGGGCAUAAUCCUGAUGUGUCAUUACACCACGAAGCAGGCAAUUUACACUAAGACACUUAUAGCAAACUUAAAAAGUAAUUACUUGGAUUGUAGUAUAAAUCAAGAGUUACAUUUGUUUUUGGAUCAGCUUUCUCAUAGUUCUGUCGAAUUCACAGCAUGCGAUGUAUUUACACUAAAUAUACGUCUCAUUAUUUCAACUUUUGCUGCGGGUUUAACUUAUCUUGUCAUUUUGAUACAAUACCAGACAAAUAUGAAAAGCUCCACGUAUACAGAUUAAAACUAUAUCAACUUGGUACCUUUAACUAAUAACUAUAGACUAUGUAAAAUAAUACAUUAUUUUAUAAUUUUGUAAAUUAAAUU
Molecule: messenger RNA, 1331 nt
Organism: Rhopalosiphum maidis (corn leaf aphid)
Lineage: Eukaryota; Metazoa; Arthropoda; Insecta; Hemiptera; Aphididae
Exons: 4
Coding region: 1-1248 (415 amino acids)
Biological process (GO): sensory perception of taste
Cellular component (GO): axon; membrane; neuronal cell body
Source: RefSeq, a predicted model, not a curated record